AUGAGCUGGAAAAACGCCACUUUCGAAUUUUUGCCCCCAUCGCCGCGGAAAGAUGGCAACAGUUUUGGCGCGCGGUCUCGCCUGCAACAACAGCUUCAGCAUCUACGGCGGCGACACAAGACAAAACUGCAGGCCCUGCGAGAGCAACGAGAACGUGACUUCUGCCUCUACUUCAACAUCCCCGACCCCCGACACCUUCGAGGUCCGGCGUCGGCCAAAAGGCGGCCUACAGGCCAACCCACUGCCACCACUACCGUCAGAAGUGUGAGUGCGCCCAGUGUAGAUCGAACUCGGAAGGCCUGGAGCAUGAGAAAAAAGUGUGAAAUCCGGGCGGAGUCGGGUGAAGUCCUUUCCUUUGCACCCACCGAUUACUCCUCUGAUGGGGACACUGAAAAUAUCGGGAGUAGCGAUUCGGUGGCUUGCGGUCCAAGUGAGGAGGGCGCACACAUCGGAGGAGGGAGCAGUGGCCACGGCAGAGGAGAUGACGACAACGCAGACACUGGCAGCGAGAAGGGCUUCUACAGCUGCCACAGUGAGACUUCAAGAAGUAGCGUCAUUCAACUCUCCCCUUCAUCGCCAUCCCUUCCUGGUCAUUCACUCCCGUAUCUGCAAAUUGAAGUGUUCUCCAACUGGGGUGACGAGGACUUGGUGGGUAUUUCCCAGCUGGAGCUCUGUCCGGAGUCCCCCGACGCUCCAUGCAUGUCCGUAGUUGAUGUACUAGUGUACAGGUCUCCCCCUCUGGAUGAUGGUGAUGUCGCCUCCCACAAAAUUGCCAACGCCACUCAGGAGUCACAUUUAUUCUGCACAGAAAAGUCCCUUCCUUUAUCAGUGCGUGUAUUCUUUGAUGCAAGCAGGGCGCCCAGUGAAGCCCGAUACGCAGUUGUCAAAAUAAGUAACUUCUCUGGAGCAGGACGCUUUGCGGCCGGGGUGCGUGAGUGUCGAGUGACGUCAGUCUCUCCCCAGGCGCAGACAUAUAUCAUCUUUGAGGGUGAACUGCAGAAGGCCUGUGAGCAUUCCGAGGCGGGUGUUUCCAACUGUUUCCGGUUCCCGCUGCAGAUGGAGGACGAGGGGGCACUCUGCACGACUAAGAGCGUUGGGGAGCUGGCCACGAAUGUGUUGCAGUGUUUGGAGGAGACAUGUGAGUUCUCUUUUGCUCCAUCGCCUCCCCUCUCACCUGGUUCUCCGACAGAGCACUCUUUGGUCGAAGGCAGCCGCCAACGUUUCGACGCUGUUGAAAUGUCCUGGGGCUCGCUAGAGCUCUUCAACCGUCUUCAGGCAGGUCGACUUGGCGUCAGCAGUCAGCUGAUGUCCUUGCCCGGCAUUAACGAAAGUCUUUCCAUUGUACGUGAUUCACUCGAGGACACCACGUCAGUCAAUGUUUCUGAAAAAUCCAGGGAGGCUGAUGGGAGACCAGAUUUUGCGUUUCGCAGUGAGACUGCAGCAGAUGAUGAAGACGACGAGACGGCAGAUGAGGAUUUCUCGAUUCCAGAGCUUCCUUCCGGAAAGGAACUCCUGCUGGAUAUUCUCUCCACUUGGGGCGAUCCACAUUACGUAGGGCUAACCAGUAUCCAGGUUUUUACAGCAGAUGGUCUCGAAAUUUCUCGUUCAUGCAGUAUAGCUGCGUACCCGCCAGACAUCAAUAUUCUCCCCCAGUUCUCCUCGGACCCCAGAGUAGCCGCUAAUCUGCUUGACGGCGUGAACGAGACACAGGAUAGGACUCACAUGUGGUUGAUCCCCUUCACACCUGGCAGACACCACUGGGUAAGACUGGUUCUGCCCGACGACGCAGAACCCAUCGCGCUGAUACGCAUCUGGAACUACAACGAGUCGCGUGUCCACUCCUCCAGGGGUGCAAGAGACAUUAAAAUAUUUAUCGACCGUAAGUGCAUAUUUUGUGGCCAAAUUUCUCGUGCUUCUGGCCUGGAACGAGGCAGACCCGAGGAAUUCGGUGAGACCAUCCUGUUUACCACCGACGAGGCAGUACUACAAAGAAUUGCGCAACACGACCAGGUCUUCUUACGCGACAUUGAGGACGAGGAAUUGGAUCAGAUUGAUGCUAUUGAAAGACUGAGCGAGGGAGAGUCUACCACCACGGAGACGGAGGGCGUGAAGACUAAAUGGCUGGACCUACGGCUUCUGACCGCUUGGGAUGACGGCAAGUGCGGUUGUAUUGGCCUAGCUGGCAUUAAAUUGCUUGCGGAUCCAGAAGGCAGGAAGGAAUCUCGUGUUUGGCUCAUUCGACAAAUAGACCCCCCUGUGUGUCAGUUUCCAUCGGAUGUACGAACACUGACCGAUGGCAUUAACCACACAACUGAUGCUAAUCAUAUGUGGGUCGCAAAGUUCACUGAGGGUGUGGGUCUUCAGCUGCGACUCUGGCUGAUGCCUCCAGAUGGCGGAUUGUCGGAAGAGGAGGAGGAGGAGGACAACACUCCUCUCCUCUACGGGAUUCGUCUUUGGAACUACAAUGCUCCUAAACAGUGGAGUCAUGCUUCAGGAGUCAAAUUCUUCCAGAUGAUAGACGACAGGGGCCGCUGUUUGGGGAACCUUUUCGGCCAAGAAGGGCCCUUCCUUCUAAGACCAGGUCCAGGUCACCUAAAGUACGAUUUCAGUCAGCAGUUUCUCCUCUCAGACCUCAGCGGCACCACCUGGAUCUAUCCUCCAGACAGCAUAUUCGUUCUUGAAAUCUCUUUGCACUCUAAUUGGGGUGAUGAGGAGAGAGUCGGUCUCAGCGGUCUCCAACUGGUGGGGCCUGAUAGCGAGACAGUACUGAUCCGACCCGAGCAGGUUUUUCUGCAUCCCGGUGUAGUCAGUGAGCUGGAUCUCCUCUGGACCAACGGAGACAUCUGGAACCCGAAACGUCUGGUCAAGACAACUGCUGCUGGGGGUGACUGUCCUACCUCCUGGUCCAUGCCUAUCAAUCCGCAGGGACCGAAUCAGAUUUUUGUUGUAUUUGACCGUCCUCUGAGAUUGGCGGGCGCGCGAAUAUGGAACUACUUCAAUCGGGGCCAAACUAGUAUAGGGGCGCGUGACAUUAGCAUCCGACUGGAUGAGCAACCGGUCUUCACAGGAACUCUGCCAGAAUGUGGAACAGCUGCGCCUAACAAGCCGGUCAUGAUAACGUGGGGGAACCGAAAUAGAGCCAAUGACAGACAAGCAUGCACGAGGUAA
Spirometra erinaceieuropaei is the source of this 3168-nucleotide messenger RNA. NCBI's taxonomy places the organism in Eukaryota, Metazoa, Platyhelminthes, Cestoda, Diphyllobothriidea, Diphyllobothriidae. The record is from the annotation of a GenBank genome assembly.